GAGUGAGGGUACCUACGGCGCCACCACCAAGAAGAGGUGGGCGAGCUGCUGGGCCAGAUCCAGGGACGCGGGGCCGCGCAGGUCGAGGCGCGCGACGCCCUCAAGUGCGACGUGACGUCGGCUCUGCGCGAGAUCCGCGCCCAACUGGAAGGCCACGCGGUGCAGAGCACGCUGCAGUCGGAGGAGUGGUUCCGAGUGAGGCUGGAUCGACUGUCAGAGGCAGCCAAGGUGAACACAGAUGCCAUUCGCUCAGCACAGGAAGAGAUAACUGAGUACCGGCGCCAGAUGCAGGCUAGGACCACAGAGCUGGAGGCCCUGAAAAGCACAAAGGAUUCACUGGAGAGGCAACGUUCUGAGCUGGAGGACCGUCAUCAAGCUGACAUUGUGUCCUACCAGGAGGCCAUUCAGCAACUGUACACCGAGCUGAGGAACACCAAGUGGGAGAUGGCGGCCCAGCUCCGCGAGUACCAGGACCUGCUCAAUGUCAAGAUGGCCCUGGAUAUCGAGAUCGCUGCAUAUAGAAAACUCCUAGAAGGCGAAGAAUAUCGGAUCGGCUUUGGCCCAACUCCUUUCUCUCUGUCAGAGGGACUCCCCAAAAUUCCCUCCACACCCACUCACAUAAAAGUCAAGAGUGAAGAGAAAAUAAAGGUAGUAGAGAAGUCAGAAAAGGAAACUGUGAUUGUGGAGGAACAGACAGAAGAGAUCCAAGUGACUGAAGAAGUCACUGAGGAGGAGGAAAAAGAGGCCCAGAAGGAGGAAGAAGGAGGAGGAGAGGAAGAGGAAGCAGCGGCAAAGUCUCCCUCAGCAGAAGAGGCCGAAUCCCCAGGAAAGGAAGUCAAGUCGCCUGUGAAAGAGGAGGCCAAAUCACCAGAUAAACUCAAGUCCCCAGUGAAGGAAGAGGCCAAGUCACCAGCUGAGGUCAAGUCUCUGGAGAAGGCCAAGUCACCAGCUGAGGUCAAGUCUCCAGAAAAAGCCAAGUCCCCUGUGAAGGAAGAGGCCAAGUCACCAGCUGAGGUCAAGUCUCCAGAAAAAGCCAAGUCCCCUGUGAAGGAAGAGGCCAAGUCACCAUCUGAGGCCAAGUCUCCAGUAAAAGAAGAAGCAAAAUCACCAGCUGAAGUCAAGUCUCCUGAAAAAGCCAAGUCACCAGUAAAGGAAGAGGCAAAAUCACCAGUUGAGGUUAAGUCUUCUGAGAAGGCCAAGUCCCCAGUGAAGGAAGGAGUGAAGUCCCCUGAGAAGGCCAAAUCACCAGUAAAGGAAGAGGCCAAGUCUCCAGGUGAGAUGAAAUCCCCUGAGAAGGCCAAGAGCCCAGUGAAGGAGGAGGCCAAGUCCCCUGCAGAGGCCAAGUCCCCAGAGAAGGCCAAAUCCCCUGUGAAGGAAGAAGCAGAGUCGCCUGAGAAGGCCAAGACUCUUGAUGUGAAGUCUCCAGAAGCCAAGACUCCAGUGAAGGAGGAAGCAAAGUCCCCUGCAGGCACCAAAUCCCCUGAAAAAGCCAAAAGCCCUGUCAAGGAGGAGGCCAGGUUCCCAGAGAAGGUGGCAUCUCCUGCAAAGGAGGAUGCCAAGGCUCCUGAGAAGGAAGUCCCAAAGAAGGAAGAGGUGAAGUCCCCCGAGAAGGAGGAGAAGCCCCAGGAAGUGAAAACCAAAGAGCUCCCAAAGAAGGUGGAAGAAAAGGUUCCAGCCACACCAAAAAGUGAGGAGAAGGAGGACACCAAGAAAGGUGAAGCUCCCAAAAAGGAAGCUCCAAAGUCUGAGGCUGAGGAGAAGAAGGAGGCUGCUGUAGAAAAGCCCAAGGAAUCCAAAGCUGAAGCCAAGAAGGAAGAGGCUGAAGAUAAGAAAAAGGCAGUGACUCCAGAGAAGGAGGCUCCUGCCAAGGUAGAGGUAAAGGAGGAGGCUAAGCCCAAGGAGAAGACUGAGGUGGCCAAGAAGGAGACAGAUGACGCCAAGGCCAAAGAACCCAGUAAGACAGUAGAAAAGGAGCCGGAAAAGCCAAAGAAGGACGAGACACCAGCAGCACCAGAAAAUAAAGACACCAAAGAGGAGAAGGCCACAGAAGCCAGGAAGCCCGAGGAGAAACCUAAGGCCAAGGAAGAUGACAAGAGCCUCUCAAAAGAGCCCAGCAAGCCCAAGACAGAGAAGGCUGAAAAAUCCUCCAGCACAGACCAAAAAGACAGCAGGCUGUCAGAGAAGUCCACAGAGGACAAGGCCACCAAGGGCCAGAAGUAAGCAGAAGAGAGAGGAACAUCCAGAGCAGCCAAGAAACUCAGGACGGUCCCGGAGUUCAAGAGUCAGUGUAUGGAAUUUUCAUUUUUCUCCCUUUUCUUCC
Molecule: messenger RNA, 2320 nt
Organism: Fukomys damarensis (Damara mole-rat)
Lineage: Eukaryota; Metazoa; Chordata; Mammalia; Rodentia; Bathyergidae
Gene: Nefh
Product: neurofilament heavy
Exons: 4
Coding region: 286-2220 (644 amino acids)
Biological process (GO): axon development
Cellular component (GO): axon; neurofilament
Molecular function (GO): structural constituent of postsynaptic intermediate filament cytoskeleton
Source: RefSeq, a predicted model, not a curated record